AGGUUACUUGUGUUGCACACACACACAGGGCGUGCAGGUCAUAUUGAGGACGGAGCUGCAGCCAUGAUCGGCCGGAUCCUCGGUACCCGGUACCAACAGCUCGCCAAAAGCUGGGCUCCCAUCGCAGCCACAUGGGGGACAGUAGCAGGAGUGGGGCUGAUUUGGGCCACGGACUGGAGGCUUUUUCUUGACUAUGUACCAUAUGUGAAUGGAAAGUUUAAAGACAAGUGAAUCUAAACACAUGGGUUAUAAAAAUAUUUAACAGAGUAGCUUUGUGUGGAUUCUUCUGUGACAGCAGUCAAGCUGGCUACUAACAAGCCUCAUUUUGAGCUCUUGCACAUGUUCUGAAUCCUUGCUCUCUGGAAGAAGCUGCUUAUUUAAAAGUCAGUUAUACAAUUUCAAUUAGGAUGUUGCCAUUAAAAACUUCCAAGAUAACUGAAUACA
This is a messenger RNA of Pelobates fuscus (common spadefoot toad), 444 nucleotides long. RefSeq names its product cytochrome b-c1 complex subunit 10. The record is from RefSeq and is a predicted model, not a curated record. NCBI's taxonomy places the organism in Eukaryota, Metazoa, Chordata, Amphibia, Anura, Pelobatidae. Gene Ontology annotation, cellular component: mitochondrial inner membrane. The transcript has 3 exons. Gene Ontology annotation, biological process: mitochondrial electron transport, ubiquinol to cytochrome c. Bases 64 to 231 code for a protein of 55 amino acids.